This is a messenger RNA of Sodiomyces alkalinus F11, 2870 nucleotides long. RefSeq lists its product as hypothetical. Gene Ontology annotation, cellular component: shelterin complex. Lineage: Eukaryota; Fungi; Ascomycota; Sordariomycetes; Glomerellales; Plectosphaerellaceae. Gene Ontology annotation, biological process: telomere maintenance via telomere lengthening; regulation of DNA-templated transcription. Gene Ontology annotation, molecular function: telomeric repeat DNA binding. Bases 495 to 2870 code for a protein of 791 amino acids. The transcript is spliced from 3 exons. The record is from RefSeq and is a predicted model, not a curated record.
GGGAGGUCAUCUAUGUCUGUCUUCGGCUUUCUCAGCAUAAUUCAUGAUAUAAAGGCUGUUCUCACCUUAUCAUAUUCGGUGGCUCAUCGUGUUGUACUGUUUGCCACCUUACCUUUGCUUUCUCGAUAUCGAUGUCCCUUUGACCUCGGGCUUGUUUAUAUAACCGUACAUACACCCCAAAGGGUUAGUGUUUCAUGUCCUAACCUUAAGUAUCUAUCUAUCCCCAAACCCAUGUGAGACCACAACCACUCUCACCAUUUCAUCACAGCCCUCGGCCCAUCCGUCCCUAUCGCCUCUCAGCAACGUUGUUCCUCGGACGAUUCCGAGAACAGUAUAUGUAGGCUCUCAUCCCUCACUUAUCGAUCACCAUCUGACGAAAUUACGCAACCCAUCGGCAUCGUCGCUUUGUUGUUUCUUGUUUCCCUCGCACGGCGCCACCCCCGGGCAUUCAUGCCGAAUUCUUAUGCUCGUCGUAACCAAGAGUUGAAGUCGAGAUGGCGUAUCCCAUCGUGUACGAUGGGGUUGAAUCUCAGGAUGCUGGUGGAGGCGGUCAUCUAUUUAAAGACCUCAAGUUCUGGGUUGCCCACCGCGUUCCUAUGAGACCUACUUUGCUUUCCCAUAUUCAGCAAAACGGCGGCAGCGUGGUGAACAGAGAAGCGGAUGCACACUACCUCGUCGCUGACCAUGUCAGAAACGAUGUUCCGAAGGGUUCCAUAUCGUGGAAGUUCAUAGAGGAUUCGGUGAAGAAGGGUUCGCCGCAAGACCCAGACAAGUAUCGCAUCGGCCUCCCUGUCGGCAAAGCCCGCCCUGUGGGAUCGUCCGCCCCCAACCGGGCCACACGCACAAAAUUUACAAGCGAUGACGACGCUUGUCUCAUAAGUUGGGUUCUAGCCCGGAGAGACACAUUCCCCCCCUCGGGAAAUCUUAUGUACAAGGCCCUGGAGAAUAUAAAUGACCGCCACACUUUGGACUCGUGGAGAAACAGAUGGGUCAAGAAAUUUUCGGGGCUGCCAGACGAACAAUUGCUGCAGCUCGCGGGCUUAGAUCGGCUCCCUGAUCCCGCUCCCAGGAAACAACAGCCCCCGCGGGUACGACACUCCAGUGUUCAACAUGGAACAUCGCAAGCUGCCGGUGGUAUUAGGACUGCGCCGCCUCAAAACACGAACGAUAGAAACGAAAACGACACGGGCUACACUCGUCCUCGCGAUCAGCCGCAAAUGAUAGCGGAUGACCCUCGUGAGGCCCACGUUACUCGAGACGACGGGCCGGUCGAGGAGGAACAGACGCGGUUUCUCGACGACUUGGCCGAAUAUUUCAGUACGAUAGGAAACGACAGACCGGACUUGAAUCCAAAGAUCUUUGGUGAGCCUGUGGACUUGUUCCAGCUCCACCAAGCCGUCAAACAAUUCUCCGGUGAGGUGAAUUGGUCCGCAGUUGCGAAGAGACUUGGCUUCGAUUUGAAAAGGCUCCCCAACGCCCCUGACCAACUGCGCAAGUGCUACGAUAUCACUCUACGCGAUUUCGUCGCCGCCUUGGAAGAAUUUGAGGAGUCAGACGAUGAUGACGGGGACGAGUCCACGGGGGAGGAGAUCGACUUGGAGGGUCCUGAGAACCAAGCGUCCCCUCAAAGCAGGGUACGUGAAGUUAUUUCUCACACCGAAGGGAGGAAUGCCGGUAGCCCGCCGCCAUCAGGUAUGCGCGCCGGGUCUAAGAGGGCUAUCGGGACUGAUGAUGUCCACGGACCCGGGAGUAAUUCCCCCAAGCGUCAAAGACGGCCUCGGGGUGACGUGAUACCAUCCACGCCGGAUGAGAAGUUGCGCAUCAGGAGACCACCAGCCUUUGGAGAGGAUCUCAGCAGUCCUUCCCGAGGCGUUCGGUCAGUAAGAGUUCGACUAGAGAGUUCCCGACAGCUCGAAGCGCAAACCGCCGGCAAGACAAACGUCGAACGGGAGACCCGGUUUCUAGUCUCCGCUACAGACCAAACAGAGGAUGUCCCCGAGUUGGAAGAGACGGGGCAAUGGGAUACCACCCCGUCUCAGCAGCUUCGCUACGAGGAAAAUCCCGCCUCCCCUGUUCCUUUUCGGUUGUCGUGCAACAAGAAUAGCAGCAGCAACAACAACAACAACAACAACAACAACAACAGCAACAACAACAACAACAACAACAGCAACAACAACAGCAACAACAACAGCAACAACAACAGCGGAAGUGACAGGCGUAGAAGGCCUACGAACAGCCGAUCCAGACUACCUGAACCCAGGGAAGAUGCCAGCCGCGUCUCCGCGUCGAGAACCACCCCCUCGAGCCACGAAAUCCUAGAAUGGUCGGCCAGCGUAUCCGAGGCGCAAACGCAGGUUCGAGGGCGGGGGCAGGAUCGCGAACAACAACAGCAGAAACAGCGGCGGCAGCAGCAGCAGCAGUACCGCGAAGAAGACGAAGACCGUCCCCCCACAACAAGCGACCCGGAAGCCAACGACUGCGCCGAGCUCAUAGCCGCCAUCGAGCGCUUCGAAUCCGUCGGCUAUGAGCGCAAAGACGUCAUCGCCGCCCUCGCUGCCACGACCCUCAAGCCCGGCCUCGCGGGUCAGGUCAUGGAGGUGCUCCGGAGCAAGCGCCCGCUCCCGGAUAACAUGCAGGGCGUAUGGACCCCGCGCGACGACCAAGGUCUCAGACUUGUAGACGACGCUACCGGAGGCCCCCUGCGAUCCGCGCGUCAUCGGACGGGGGAGGAGGGAACCGCGCCGCUCGAGCGGAAGAACGUCCGCAGGGAGUGGAAACGGCUGGAGAGGAAGCAUGGCCUUGCAGAGAUCGACGCUAGGCGCGAGUUUCUGGCUUAUCAAGAAGAGCUCACUCAGAUUCUGACGGGAUAA